This is a messenger RNA of Phanerochaete carnosa HHB-10118-sp, 741 nucleotides long. RefSeq lists its product as uncharacterized. The transcript has 6 exons. Gene Ontology annotation, cellular component: cytoplasm. Lineage: Eukaryota; Fungi; Basidiomycota; Agaricomycetes; Polyporales; Phanerochaetaceae. The record is from RefSeq and is a predicted model, not a curated record. Bases 64 to 495 code for a protein of 143 amino acids. Gene Ontology annotation, biological process: translational initiation. Gene Ontology annotation, molecular function: translation initiation factor activity; RNA binding.
GCCCAGCUUCAGACUUAGACCGCGACGACUUCCACCUCUACACAUACCACAUACUUGUAGAGAAUGCCGAAGAACAAAGGCAAGGGUGGUAAGAACAGGAGACGUGGAAAGAACGAAAACGAUGACAACAAGCGCGAGCUCGUCUUCCGUGAGGAUGGCCAGGAAUACGCCCAGGUCACGAAGAUGCUUGGAAACGGCCGGCUUGAGGCUCAGUGCUUCGACGGCGAGAAGCGGUUAGCCCAUAUUCGUGGAAAGAUGAGGAAGAAGGUCUGGAUCAACCAAGGAGACAUCAUUCUCAUCUCUCUCCGUGACUUCCAAGACGACAAAGCGGACGUCAUCGUCAAGUAUACGGCGGAUGAGGCCCGUAGUUUGAAAGCGUACGGCGAACUGCCAGAAAAUGCGAAGAUCAAUGAGACUGAGACCUUCGGCGAGGAAGAGGGCGAGUGCACAUUCGAGUUCGGCGACGACGAGGAAGUCGACAUCGACGACAUUUGAUUUUCCUGCACGGAAUCUGUUCUGUAUCUUUAAACACACGAUCGGUACGCCCCGGCCCUUCAUGUAGAAACAGAUAUCUCGUCUCAUUCUUUUGUAGUAGAUGUUGUAUACAUCGCUUUCCAUCCUUCCUCAUGCUCUCUACUCUUGACUUUCUUGUGCAUUCUUCUCAUGACCCUCACGCAUCGUUACUCUCGCUGUAUGUCAGGCUUUGAAGGACCCUAAUUCGACGUCCGACUCAUUGCAGAU